CACGUUUCGUCGGCUUUCUCGCAAACCCCGCCCGCCAGAAAACCAAAAGCUUCGCUGGCCGCGCUAAGAAAGGCUAGCAAGCUGGCAGGGUUACUUUCCUAUCCCGGCAAAAGCAAACUCAGAGAGCAGAACCAGCAGCAGCUUGCUUGUUGGGUCUCGUGAGCAGGGACCAGAGUAGGAUCGACAACGGGAAUGCGCAAUUCUCCGCCCAGCAGUGCUGCUUGGAGGCCUUUCUGUGAUUCGCUCGACGUCUUGGCUCGCGGUCAUCGGUGAAAGUUUGCCAAGAACGUAGCGGCACGACGACGGAACGCUCGUGGUCUGGGGGAAUGAGACACUGACGACCAACCCUAAUCUGCGAACCCCCCGUGUAUAAAUACCAUUGGGUCCAGGAUUCCAUUGUGCGAAAAGCUACAGGCAUAUUUUUGCGAGGCAUGCUCUAUUCUUUACACCUACAGCUGGCUUGAGGUUUUUAUCAUCGCAUUUUAUUACGCAUAUAUACAUACACAGUAGAGACUCUUCGACUAGACGCUACACUACAGCUACACUACCAAACAUCAACAUGCGCAGUCUUGCCCCUGUGUUGGCUGGGCUCGCCCUGUUGCUGCAGCCUUUACAAGCUGCCUCCAUUGACAGGAGAGCCCCUACGCCAUACAAGGUCCAGAAGCCGCCGCUGGAUACGGACUGGACUUACAAGGUCGGCACGAAUCCAUGGCCUGAGCAUCCGCGCCCCCAGCUGCACCGCGACGAGUGGCAGAGCUUGAACGGCGUCUGGACGUACCAGGGCGCAGACAACACUGCCCAGACUCCUGACAGGUUUAACAGCCUGCUUGGCCGCGAAGUCAUGGUACCCUCGUGCAUUGAGAGCGGUCUCUCUGGCAUUCAGGAUCUAGGCGUCACCAACCUGUGGUACGCGCGCUACUUCAAGGUUGACGACUCGUGGAAGAACAAGAAGAUUCUCAUGAACUUUGAGGCUGUCGACUACGAGGCCACCGUCUACGUCAAUGGCAACAAAGUCGGCUCCCACACCGGUGGCUACUUUCGAUUCACCCUCGACGUCACCAAGGCAAUCAAAUUCGGUCAAGACAAUCACCUCUUUGUCGAGGUCCACGAUCCCACCGACAACCAAGUCAUUCCCGUUGGCAAGCAGACUCGCAACCCAAGCCACAUCUUCUACCGAUCCUGCUCUGGCAUCUGGCAAUCUGUCUGGAUGGAGACGGUAGCCGACGACUACAUUACCCAGCUCGACAUUGCGGCUGGUGCUGACGGUGUUUUGAAAAUGACUGCCCACUCUGCUAGCAAGAAGGGCUCAAAUGUCCGCCUGGAUGUCAUUGACGACAACGGCGAUUCUAUUGCCAGCCUCUCUGGUGCUGCAGACAAGGAACUUUCCGUCAAGGUUGCCGCUCCCAAGCUCUGGUCCCCUGAAAGCCCGACCCUCUACAACCUCACUGUCAAGAUGGGUGACGAUGUCGUCAACAGCUACACCGGUUUCCGCACCAUCUCGACCGGUAUUGUCAAUGGAGUUCAGCGCCCUCUGCUAAAUGGCAAAUUCAACUUUCUCUUUGGAACCCUGGAUCAGGGUUACUGGCCAGACGGUCUCCAUCUCCCUCCCAACCGGGAAGCCAUGGUUUACGAUCUCAAGAUGCUCAAGAGCCUUGGCUUCAACAUGCUUCGCAAACACAUCAAGGUAGAGCCCGAUCUGUUCUACCGCGCCUGUGACGAAAUGGGCAUCAUGCUGCUGCAAGACAUGCCCAGCUUGCCCUCCAACUCCCAGCCCAACCCUGCAGAGCAGGCCGAGUUCCAGCGCCAGCUCGAAAUCCUCAUCAACGAGCACAAGAGCUACCCAUCCAUCGUAACUUGGGUCAUCUACAACGAAGGCUGGGGCCAGCUCCGCGACAAGCCAUACCCUGAAGGCAAACUGACCGACCUGGUCCGCUCCAUCGACCCGUCUCGUCUCAUCAACUCUGUCACCGGCUGGUUCGAUCACGGCUUUGGAGACUACUCUGACAACCACCACUACGCAAACCCCCAGUGUGGCACACCAUUCUACUCUCUACUCUCCAGGCCAUACGACCCAAAGCGCAUCGGUUUCCAAGGCGAAUUUGCCGGUAUUGGCCACAAUGUCACCAUUGAUCACCUCUGGAAUGUUCAGCAAGCCAUCGACCAAAUCGAUCAAACAUACGAGCUCAACGCCGACCUCCCCACCUACAACUACCGUGCUGGUGUCCUGUUCCGCGAGCUUCGCGAACAAGUUGAGCGCUAUGCCUGUUCGGGUGCUGUCUGGACACAGACUACUGACGUUGAAGGCGAGGUAAAUGGUCUCCUCACCUAUGAUCGCCGCCUGCUUCGACCCGACGAGAAGCAGUGGAAGGAUGAUAUCCAGUCUCUGUACGAUGCCGCCAAUGGCCGUGGUGGCGCAUAGGCAUAUUGACGUAAAGCGUCUAGCAUAUCUUUAUAUAUCAUGAUUUUAAAUAGCACUGCUUAUGUCCAAUUAGUAUAGUUAUCUAAACUACAGUCACCGGCUGAUUCUCAAAAUGCUCCUCUCCAGCCUUCAACCGCGACUGCACGGGAUUUAAUCCAACCACAUUGUCGCUGUGAACGCCUUCAAUCUCAAUGUACGGCCCAGCAUACUUUUUGUUGCCACCAAAAACCCAUGUUCCGCCAGCGACAAGGACCAUGACUAAAAACGCAACAACACAGUAGUUCAUGUUCGUGCCGUUAACGGGUAGCUCGGGAGGGAAGACAAAAAGCACGGUUGUCAGAACAGACCACGCAAUGCCGACCUAGACAUAGUUAGUAAGCAAUCGCCCGUUAUAGUUAUAUUCAGACGGGCAUAAUAAAAACUUACAAUGUUCAAGAUCCAACCAAAGGGCUCGGGGAUUUUGAAAGAUCGGUUUGCUGGGAGCGCCCUGCGGCCCCGGCAGACGUUGAUGGCAGGAGGGAUAGCAUAUGUGACUCCAAGAGCCACCACAGAAGCAGCGGUGAUGGCGCUAAAGGCACUUGAAGAUCCAAGCAGAAUGAGACCAAACACAAUCAUCCAGGCUACAGUCCACAGCACCGCAUUGAAGGGGAGGUUGAGCUUGGGAUCGAUUUUCGCAAAGAAGCUGCUAAACGGCAUACCCUUGUCUCUCGCAAACGCAUAGCUCAUGCGGCUACUAGUGCAGACUAGGGUAGUCGAGGUGAAGAUCAUACAGAGGAGUGGAAACAUGAUGAGACACACGCUGCCGGCCUUGUUGUUUGUGGCCUCGUAGAAGAUUUCGAGAAUUGGGCCAUGUGCAGCAUUCUGAACUGCGUCAAUGUCUUUGACAGCAAACAAGAGAGCGCUUAGGAAGAUGAAACCCGUCACCAUACCGAUUCCGAUGCAGUACAACAUGAUCCUGGGUCCUUGGAUGUGUGGCCGGGGAAUCUCCUCAAUCAUGUGAGCAACAGCAUCGAAGCCUGUGAGAGCAAAUGCGCCUUGCAGCAAGCCAAGCAUCCAGGCGACGCCAGUAGGCCAUCCCGUCGUAUUUACCACCUCGGUGUAUACAAACUUUCCAGAUUGAUAGUUGGGCGACGCGCAGGCCAAGACGGUGAUGCUGAUGACGACGAAUCCUAUAAUUGACCAUAUAAAGGCAGCCUUUGUAAAGUACGGUAACGCUUCGGUCAGGAAUCGAUUGAUCAACAGCGCAAUAAGCGUGAUGGCAAAGUAAAUGAGGAACUGGUGCCAGGCCUUGUCCUCGUACUCCGGGUGCAUCAGAUGGACCGUGCCAAUGAUGAACUGGCUAGCCAGCAGCGGCGCCGUGGCGCUCAAAGCCACCCAUCCGGCAACAUUGAUCCAGCCGGUGACGUAGCUGAUGCCGCGACUCAGGCCUCGAGGGCUUACGAGCGCCGCCCAAUGGUACUGGCCGCCAGCCGUGGGAUACGCCGAGAGGAAUUCUGCUAGCGACGCAGCGAGACACAGGUUGCAAAUGCCUGCGACAAUGAGGCCCCAGAUGAUGGCGCUAGGGCCGCCUGACGAGAUGGCGACGGGAAUAGAGGCGGCCAGAGCGGUCCAUGUGUUUAGGAUGGCGAAGGCAAGACCCAGCAUCGACAGCAUGGAGAAAUUGCGCUGCAGCUCCUGUUUGUGCCCCAUUCGUUCGAGAGUCGCGGCAUCGUGUACUUGGUGAUGGCCCGUGGCCUCCACAGGCUGGCUAUUGCUGUUGCCAGCUCGAUUUCGGACCUCCAUGUUGUUCUUUUGUUAUCUAGCGUACAGUAGAAGAGGGAAUUGACGCAAGAUGACAGUAAGAAGAGAAACAACUCCGAAAAAAAGGAGGGGGAACGAUACUUCAAAGCAAGGGCCGGGG
[Torrubiella] hemipterigena is the source of this 4319-nucleotide messenger RNA. The record is from the annotation of a GenBank genome assembly. NCBI's taxonomy places the organism in Eukaryota, Fungi, Ascomycota, Sordariomycetes, Hypocreales, Clavicipitaceae.